CCAUCUUCCCUGGGGAGACCUGGGGGCCUUCUAGCUCUCCCCCCUUGGUAAAACAGCAGGGACUUCAGAGGAUUCGGAUUCCUUGGUUUGCAACUCCCUGAGUGCUAAGCGGGGCUGGGCUGGGCUCUGCGGCGGCUGACUGGCGUUUUGAGCUCUGAUCUACCGCUUCCCUUUGAAAUCUACCCCCUUUUUUUUUUUUUUUUUUUUAAACCAGGUAUGAUGAUGUCAAACGUGAUGCUGAUGCUACAGCUACAGACACGGCCCCUGCUGGCGCAGCCUCUCUGAUUCUCGCUCUCCGCGGCCAGCGCUGGGCUUUUUCAGACAAGUGCAUCUCCUAACCAGGUCACAUUCAGCCAAGACCCACCGUCCGUCUGUCCCCGGAGUCAGACCGCUGGGGGAGGACCGAGGAAGACGAUCGCGUGUGCUUCGCUCGCCGUGGGGUGGGAGGAAGAACAUUCAAAUACUGCAGGAAUCCAGACCCCCCGAGAGCGAAGCCAGACCACGAUGCGCGCCCCGGGCUGCGGGCGCCUGGCGCUGCCGCUGCUGCUCCUCGCCACGGCCGCCCUGGCCGAAGGCGACGCCAAAGGGCUCAAGGAGGGCGAGACCCCCGGCAAUUUCAUGGAGGACGAGCAAUGGCUGUCGUCCAUCUCUCAGUACAGCGGCAAGAUCAAGCACUGGAACCGCUUCCGAGACGAGGUGGAGGACGACUACAUCAAGAGCUGGGAGGACAAUCAGCAAGGAGAUGAAGCCCUGGACACCACCAAGGACCCCUGUCAGAAGGUGAAGUGCAGCCGUCACAAGGUGUGCAUUGCCCAGGGCUACCAGCGGGCCAUGUGCAUUAGCCGCAAGAAGCUGGAGCACAGGAUCAAGCAGCCUGCCCUGAAACUCCAUGGAAACAGAGAUUCCAUCUGCAAGCCCUGUCACAUGGCCCAGCUCGCCUCUGUCUGCGGCUCGGAUGGCCACACUUACAGCUCAGUGUGUAAGCUGGAGCAGCAGGCGUGCCUGAGCAACAAGCAGCUGACUGUGAGGUGCGAGGGCCUGUGCCCAUGCCCCACGGAGCAGGCUGCCACCUCCACCACCGAUGGCAAACCAGAGACCUGCACAGGUCAGGACCUGGCUGACCUGGGGGAUCGGCUGCGGGACUGGUUUCAGCUCCUUCAUGAGAACUCCAAGCAGAACGGCUCAGCCAGCAGUGGAGCCAGCUCGGCCAGUGGCCUAGACAAGAGCCUGGGGGCCAGCUGCAAGGACUCCAUUGGCUGGAUGUUCUCCAAGCUGGACACCAGUGCCGACCUCUUCCUGGACCAGACAGAGCUGGCGGCCAUCAACCUGGACAAGUACGAGGUCUGCAUCCGCCCCUUCUUCAAUUCCUGUGACACCUACAAGGAUGGCCGUGUCUCCACUGCCGAGUGGUGCUUCUGCUUCUGGAGGGAGAAGCCCCCCUGCCUGGCAGAGCUGGAGCGCAUCCAAAUCCAGGAGGCUGCCAAGAAGAAGCCAGGAGUCUUCAUCCCCAGCUGUGAUGAGGAUGGCUACUACCGCAAGAUGCAGUGUGACCAGAGCAGUGGUGAUUGCUGGUGUGUGGACCAGUUGGGCCUGGAGCUGACAGGCACCCGCACCCAUGGGAGUCCCGACUGUGAUGACAUCGUGGGCUUCUCUGGGGACUUUGGGAGCGGCGUUGGCUGGGAGGAUGAGGAGGAAAAGGAGACAGAGGAAGCAGGCGAGGAGGCUGAGGAGGAGGAGGGAGAGGCGGGCGAGGCCGAUGACGGAGGCUACAUCUGGUAGAUGGCCGAGGGGAGCCAUGGAAGGCCAGGGUGCUGACGGCCGGGGGAGACGGGCCAGCGGAGACCUGGACAGAAGCAGGCAGCUUAGCAAAUGGAUCCGGAAAAUACAGUUGGAAGGACCCUGGCUUCGAUGGGGAGGACUGGGUGUGUGAGUGUGCAUGACCGUGUGUGCAUAUUUGGGAUGUGAGACCACACGCUCGUGUGUGUGUGUGUGUGUGUGUGUGUGUGCACGCGCACCCUGAUAAAUGUGUCCUUGGUCCGCACUGCUCCAGGCAGAGUGAGUCACCCAAAGUCCCCCUCAGCCUCCUUUAGCUGUUUUCUUUCCCUUUGUUGUUGGUUUAAAAAAUAAUACAUUCACACGCA
Molecule: messenger RNA, 2141 nt
Organism: Talpa occidentalis (Iberian mole)
Lineage: Eukaryota; Metazoa; Chordata; Mammalia; Eulipotyphla; Talpidae
Gene: SPOCK2
Product: SPARC (osteonectin), cwcv and kazal like domains proteoglycan 2
Exons: 11
Coding region: 505-1779 (424 amino acids)
Molecular function (GO): protein binding; calcium ion binding
Source: RefSeq, a predicted model, not a curated record